This is a messenger RNA of Blastomyces gilchristii SLH14081, 1625 nucleotides long. RefSeq names its product defective in Cullin neddylation protein 1. Bases 301 to 1128 code for a protein of 275 amino acids. The record is from RefSeq and is a predicted model, not a curated record. Gene Ontology annotation, biological process: protein neddylation; positive regulation of ubiquitin-protein transferase activity. NCBI's taxonomy places the organism in Eukaryota, Fungi, Ascomycota, Eurotiomycetes, Onygenales, Ajellomycetaceae. Gene Ontology annotation, molecular function: ubiquitin-like protein binding; cullin family protein binding; ubiquitin conjugating enzyme binding. Gene Ontology annotation, cellular component: ubiquitin ligase complex. The transcript is spliced from 5 exons.
AAAAAGAGCAAAAGCGGCAUACAACAAGGCUGAUACCGAGCUUUAGCAGCUAUUUUUAUUCCCAUCACUAUUCUAAAUAUUACUUAACCGCUGGACAGUUCUUAAACUCUAUAUAUUGAGUAAUAACUCACCACGCUCUUGUCUUCAAAUUAUAAACAAACCUUACCUUACAUACAGCUCAAGUCUGCACCCCGCCCCCGCCUUUGGUUUUUGUUCGCGCGUUUUGCAACCCACCGACCGUCUAGGUUGACGUUACUCCCAUACACGAUAAGGGAGGAUACGGGUUUGAAGUCCCUCAAGAUGCCGUCAUUAUUUUCAUCGGGUCAGAAACAAAUGAUAGCACAGUUUAUCGGCAUCACAGGUGCACGAGAUAGCGUUGCUGGCAAGCUUCUCAAAACAAACGGAUGGAACGUUGAACGUGCUGUAGAUGCGUAUUAUCAGAACUCAGCAGAAAGCGCUUCUAAUGCCUCGGUUGCGGAUCUCAACAAACUAUUUGAUAGUUAUCGCGACGACCCUGCAGAGAACCCAGAUACCAUUGGGGUUGAAGGCGCGGUUAAGUACUUAGAGGCCAUUAACGUGCAAUUAGAUGAAGUUGUUUGUCUUGCCAUCGCAGAACAUCUACGAUCUCCAUCCAUAGGAGAAUUUACAAGAGAACCCUUUAUUGACGGUUGGAAAAAUGUUAACUGCGACACAAUCUCGAAACAAACUUCCCACGCUGCAUCGCUUCGCGCCCGCAUCCCCAACGAACCCGACCUUUUCCGCCGUGUGUACCGUUACACCUUCCUAAUCUGCCGCCUGGCGGGCCAGCGCAACCUCAGUAUCGAUAUCGCUACGGAGCAAUGGCGACUCUUCUUCACCAGCUCCAAUGGUGGGAUCAACUGGAACACACGCAGCACACCCUGGCUCGAUUGGUGGAUUGAGUUUAUUGAGAGGAGUUGGAAGAGGCCUGUCAACAAAGAUCUGUGGGAACAGGUUGAAGUGUUUAUGAGGAAGACGAAGGAGGAUGAAACUUUUAGCUGGUGGAGUGAGGAUGGCGCGUGGCCGGGUGCCAUUGAUGAGUUUGUUGGGUUCGUACAGGCGAAGAGAGGUGGCAAGGGGCCUGCGGCGGAGGCUAUGGAGGUUGAGUGAGCGGCCAAGGAAGUGAUUUUUUUUUCCCAACUAGAUGGCCUGUUCAUUCCAUGAUGUCUUGUGUAUGUGGGUGAGGAAAGGAGACUGCGUAUUUCUAAUGGAUUUAGAACGACUUUUAUUUACGAUCCGUAGCAUAUCUAUCUGGACAACUGCGAGGCUCAAGUUGGUGGCUACCAUGUUCGUUUAUUAUUCAUUGCCGAGGGACGUCUAGGAAAGCGGGAGGAGAAGUGGAUGGAAAUGGCCGAAAUAUUCUGAAACAAAGAUCAACAGGCAGAAAUUAGACAAGAAUGAAAGAAAUGGCUCGGGUGUUACACUGUUGAGUACCUACACAUAUAUACAAGGUAUAUAUUCCGUAUUGCGGGUGGUAAAAAGGGCGCUUUUAUAUUUCAUAGGAUCGUAACGCACGUAUCAAGUAAAUCAUAGACCAAUUAACAAAAGAUAGUCAAGGUCAAUAGCGGAAGGAGGAAUAUGAUUAGUGACUUUCUCAGAGCCAGCUG